GGGGCCGGGACAGGGCAGGGGGGGGGGACGGGGCGCGUCGGGGAGCGGGGCCGGGCCCGCGGGCGGCAGCGGUGGGUGACAGCUCCCUGAAGCGGCUGUGGCGGCCCCGCGGGGCAGAGGAGUGUGCGCGGGGCUGCUCUCUCCGCCCAGAGAGCAAGCCCGGGUCGCAAAGGCGAACUUGGCGCCCCGGGAGUUGCGCGAGGUGCGGCGGAGCCCUCGGCCCUGCUGGGGCUUCCCCCGCGGAGCCGGGCUCAGCCCGGCCCGGCCCGGGAGGCGCCACGGCCGCCGCCCCCAGGGAUGCCGGGGGGAAGCAGGCCCGGUGCCCGCCCCAGAGGCUGACGCAGGGCCGAAAUUUUGGGGGCUGGGAGGGAGACAAAGCCGGGACUGCUCGGAUGAAUGAAGAAUGUCUUUGCAGUCUGAUCUUUUCAGACUGCAGGGACCUGUAACAAGCAUCCCCGCUGGUGUCAGCUGAAUGCUGCUGGAGGGAGGGAAUCUCCCCUCUGUGCUUGUGCAGGGGGUCUUCUGAUUUUCCUUGAUUAACAGCGCUCUGGGAGCAUCUUGAGGCAGCAGGCUUUAACCAAACAUUUUGAACACUCUUCAUAUUUAGAAGAAAAAGUGAAGAGCUCCUAUUGUUGGCACUUCUUGAAUUGCUUUGCCUAUUGUUAGCUUGGCUGUGCCUUCCCGGUGCCAGCCAAGAACAACUUUCCUCAUAACUUCCGUUUUAUAAAUACGGGAUGGCUGAAGGGAGUGCAGUGAUGCGCUAAAAAUAGCUGGGUGUAUUCAGGUCAGGCACAUCUCCAGGCUGGCAGCAGAAGCAGUUGUAUUUUUAAACUCCCCUGCUGAUUGCACGCAGAGCAUGCAGGUUUAGUGAUGAAGGUAAAAUUGGGGUGGUCUGGAAUGCCGUUGUGCAUGAGCCUGGGCCUGGCUGGUUUUUCACAUCAUCUUCUUUUUUUCUGAGGACUGUGUUGUAUUAUUGCUUUUGAGCUAAGCGUGAGGUUUGGUGAUGAUGUGUUGCACUCAGCCUAAAACCACCCAGGACAACUUCCUUUGCUGUUAGCUUUGAUUAUCUUAUAUUAUUUCUGUUGUGCACAGAAGUGUUUGCUGUGGUUGAGGACCCCUCUGUGUGAGCAGAAGGCAGAACUGCAGCCCUUGGCUGAAGGGAAUUCGUAGUUUCAAGUCAGGAGGGAGGGACCUGCCUGCAUGCAGGAGCAAUAGGAGGCAGUGGGACCCUCUGGAUCACCUUGAUAGUCAGAAGCCAGUUGUUCCCAGCUGUUUGGCAAAGGAGAUCUUGGAGAAGAGAUUUGAAGUAGAACACACUGCUAAUAUCUAAAAAAAAAUAAAAAAUAAUAAAACAAAAAAAAAAAAACCUGCCCUCCCAGCACACACUUGCUCAAAUACAUGACAAGGAAGCAGUGGAGCCUGUUAUCUUUGCUUGAACAGAGAAGAAACCUUUAUAUCAUUGGAGGCAAUGCAGAGGCAAGUGGAGGGAGACCAGAACAGGCUUUGAAAGUGAAGAGGUUUUGGUGCAGUGGGAAAGUGGAGGGAUGGUGAGAAGUGAUGUAGUUGUAGCUAUGGCUUAGAAAAAUUAUCCCUGUGGCAGCACACAGGGUGGAUAAAUGAGUAAAAUAUUACAUUUCAAGAGAAAUAAGCGUUUGGAAAUGAGUGUUUUCCUCAUUCCUGGAAGUGUUUUCCCCAUUCCUGGAAGUGUUCAACGCCAGGCUGGAUAGGGCUUUGAACAACCUGGUUUAGUGGAAGGUGUCCCUGCCCAUGGCCACGUGGUUAGAAUGAGAUGAUCUUUAAGGUCCCUUCCAACCCAAACCCGUGAUUCUAUGAAAACCAGAGGAUGAUGGUGAUGGAUGACAGUUUUAUUUGUGUUAGCAGACAAGAAAUACUGUGUCACACAAAGACAUGGAGCAAGAGAAGUUGGUGAGGUAUUGUGAAGAUCUAACACUUAAAACCUGAGAGGGAGAUGAAGCUGAGUGGAGCAGGGUGUGGUUGUGCCAGGUUGGAACAUGGGCUGUGCAGAAGAAGGGCUGCAGGGGAAGCUUGGGGUCAUUGUGCUGCCUCUGGGCUGGUCAUCAUCCACAGCCCAGGUGUCAGAGGAGAGGCUGAGAGUUCAGCCUGUGCAGGAAGAUGGUCUGCAGCGAUAGGGCACAUCUGUGAGUACCUCCCAGGAAACUUUAGGGUUAGAAACUGAAGAGCUGUAAGCUGCUGAAAGAUAAGAUUCAGAAUAACACCAUGAGGGAAGAAAGAAAAGCUUGUGGUGCUCACAGGGUAUUUAUGGAGUUUUGAGAGGGUAAGGAAUCACAACCAGGAGGGGACAAGAUUUUGAAGCUAGAAAGCUGCUCUUGUAGACUUGGAAAAAAGGAAUUCAGGUAAGUGCAGAGGGCAGAAACUAGACAGUUCUUUAUUUCACCACACAGGCUCUUUAAGUCAGGAGCACUUCUUACACAGCUGUCAAAGCUGUGGGAGAGGUCAGGAGCUCUUCAUUCUGUGCCUCAUACUGCUUGGGUCACUUUGCAAAAUCCCUUCAGUGGGCAGGUGCAGAUUGUACGGUGCUUCAUCUCCUGGACUUUAUUUGUGCCCAUCUUUAAGUUACCCUGUAGCCCUCUGUCUUCUUCAUCUCUUUGUCUGACCCUUUGAUUUUGCAUUGAUAGACAUAAUUCAUCGUCAGGAAUCAUCUGGCUAGGGAGAGGUAUUCCUUUCUCUGGUUUUUCAGGGAGUCUGUGUGAGUUGUGUUUUCUUGGUCUCCUGGUCCUGUGGAGGCAGUUGCUGGUGGCUGCAGGGAUGCAGGUAGUGUCUGUUGUCUCAAAGACAUUCCAUUCUUGGGAGCAUUCCCUGCCCAGGGUGCCGUGCAGGACCCAGCCAGCUGGCUGGGACACCUUACAGCUAGUGUGCCUUUGGGUCUGUGGCCCGAGGUGAGGAUUUCAGAACCUCUUCUUUUGCUUUCUGGGGCUUUUCUGUCCAAGUUUCUUGGCAAUAACUGUGAAGGGUUAAUGAUCACACUGUUAGUCAUCAGUCCCUUAUCAGUAGCAGUUUGGGCUGCAAGUGUGUAGUUGUUCCACUGUCUUCCCUUAGCCCAGGAAAGAAGCUAACCUCUUUACCCUGGUGUGUGGCUGGGCUCGGGAAAGUGAGGAAACUUGAGUCAUGCUGCAUUGUUAAUAAAAAUGUAUUGCAAAAAUUUCCAGUAUCCUGCUCGAUAUUGCCACAAGUACACAAGUGUGUGAGAAACUGUUUGCACCUAAACCACAGUGAUUUUGAGAUGGGAUUGGCCAGAGUGCUCUGUAGUUAAGCAUGUUUGUCUCUGGGAGUGGGACUGAUAAAGCAAGUUUUUGUGUGUAAUAUACUGACGUUUGCAUACCCAUACAGGGAUUCUGUAUGGGUAAGUAUGUUGCUGUGAACUUGCUUUGCAGAAGGUUAUAUCAAAAUAUAAAAGUUACUUACUAUUAUUUGUGCAAAGCCUCCUAGUGACUAACCAAACCUCAAGGUUAGGAACCAUCUGCAAAGCAUUUUUCCCAAAGUAGAUGCUGUGAGACAUGAAAUGGUCUCACCUGUGCUAAGAUCAUAUGGGUUCACAGUCUUGUCUGCUAUAUCCAGGUGCUUGAAACUGGAAUGUGGCCCUAUGAAAGAAACCAAAAAAUGCUGUGGCUGCCUAGCUGUGGCAGCAUGCUCGGGCAGAGGAGCACAGCUCUCCACUGCCCACUGCAUUUGGAGAAGGGGCCAUGGCAGAGCACUGCUCCUGCUUCUUACCUCUGUACAUCUCCAGCCUGUCCUGACAGGAAAGACUUCUUAAGAACACAUCCUUUUUCCUGUUGAUUUUUUUUUUUUUUUAAGAAAAGAAAAUGGUGACAAUCUUUACUGUCACCACUUUCCCAACAGCAAGUUCAUGGGGUCCCUGAGAGCUCUGGGUUGCUAAUGCAACAUUAGCAGUUGCAUUUUCAGUGACAGCUGUGGCUAGAAAAAUGUGUGUCUACAUGUCAUCAGACACAUGUAUGUGUAAAAUAAAAAUUAGCUCAUCCUAGUAAUUCAGAUGAAUAACCAUUGAGUUGAUUCAUAGAUUUCUGUAUAGAUGCUGGUAAAGUUCUUUAUUAAGACUGAGUCUUAUUAAGACUGAGUCAAAAGGUCUGGGCAUGGAAAAUUAAACCAAGGAUCUCUUGUGCCUUAAACAGAUAUUCAUGGCCAAACCAUGACCAUACUGGUCAAAUCAGCUGAAGUCCUGAAUUGUGUGUCCCUAUAGGGCAGAGAAAGAAAUGUGAAUUUGGAAGCCUCAAAGACCUAGUUCUGCAAAAUUUGUAAUUUGUUAGGAAAAGUGAUGACUCACUUUGGCUUCAGUAUACUAAAAGAUAAAAAAAAAUAAAGCCUGUUAGUUGUUUUCAGUAACUUUUGUCUCUUUAUUUUGCUUUUGUGUGUCUUCCUUCACUCUGUUUCCUAAAUGCUGUUGCUGUCUGCCUUUUCUCUCGAGUUCAUCCCCUUGAAUUUGCUUGAAACUUGGUCAGGGUUUCAGCAUUGUGCUUGGCGCUGGAGGAGGUCGGGGCUGCUCACAAGCAAUAACACUGGCCUGCUGCUCUCUACUCAUCUGCAGAGUCAAACUGUUUAAAAUUAAGAUCCUGCUCCCACUCAACUUCUCCAUUUGGGGUUUUCCCCAAAGCUUCCCAGAAGCAGAUGGUGCUUCCUGGAGCUGUGCUUGCAGAGCACUACAACUUCUGCAGCGCUGCCUCCUCCCGAGGAACCCAGCUGGAUGUGCCCUUCCCUGAGAGCUGGCAGGCUCAAGGGAAGUCUGUGCACAAGCUGUUGUGCUGUUCUGGUGCCAGCCUGGUGCUGCCUGUGUAGCAACCUGAGGACAGGUGCUGAUGGCAGGGAUGAAAGGACACCUUCUGGGUUAAAAAGCUUGACUGUAGAAGGGAGCUUAGGCUGUGCUGAGAAAUGCAACUCAAAUCAAUUUAAUUGAUCCCAUAAAGAAGCAUCAUGCCUGCAAAUUGGUGCCUUUCUCUUGGCCACUGACUUCAUGAUGCAAUGAUUUGUCUGUUGCAGAGUUUCAUGGAAGGUUCAGGAAAACAUGCUGUAGGUUGAGACACCUCCUGGGAGGGGAAAUGGAAAUUGAAAUAGAAUAGAAAUGCUUUGGGAGAAAGCUCAGUUAAAGGGAAAAGGCAAAAGAGGCUAUAUGUUGCAUUAAGUACAAAAGAGAAUAGACACUUUAUUUGGAAAAUUAUUAUUUUAAAUAACAGGAGACUUAAAAAUUACUGCUUUCAGAGAAAAUAUAAUAGGUUACUUUAGGAAAGGAAGAAAAAAAAUUAAAACAAGUGACCAGAAACCAAAGGAAGAGGGCAGAGGAGGAUAAAGAAAGAGUGGGGGUAGAGAUGGAGCCUAAGGCACUGCCUUGAGGACAGCACAUUUUGGGGAGGGAGGCUGAUGCAGAAGGAGGGAGAUGGAGGCUGCCAAGAAUCCUGCGUGCACAAUUAAGUUGAGACUACAAAACCAUUUGGGUAUUAUGGCCACUUAAGUUAUUACAAAACCAAAUAAAAUGUUUAUUUUCCUAAAAUGGAUUUUAUUUCCAUUUGAGAGUUCUGUUUGAAUGCCUCAUGCCUGUGCAGCCUGUGGCAUGAGCUGAUGUGACCGAGCUGCUUCCUCUGUGAGCUCCACUUCACUUCCUGCAGUGGGUGGGUUCACCUGGCUUUGCCGAGGCUGCUGUGGAGGGCUUCACAGGAUUGGACCUGGGUGUUUCUUAUGUCCUGGUGUGUUUCCUGCUACCCUUGUACUUUUUCUUUGAUGACAUCACUCACCAGUUUUGUGGAAGGUGAAAUCUACUCUGUAUCUUGGAUUCCAACUGUGAGAAACGUCCUUGGUAACCUUGUGUCGCUCCAGAUGGUAAAUUUGCAGUCCCUACAUCAUUGCAGUAAGGCAAAAUACUUUUCAGUGGCUUGCCUUGUAUCCUAACACUUCUAAAACAUUUUUAUGCAUGAUCUUUUCAAAGCUGCUCUGGGGGAUUUCCACUCCCUUGCUGUUUUAAAGUGCUUGUACUGCUGAGCUAACCACAAAGCUCACUCUGUGUCUCUGUUUCUGUCUCUCUCUCAUUUUCUCCCCAUUGAGGACCAGCUACAGCUUCCAGUUCAGAGAGCCCGUGUGCUGGAGGGCAGGAGUGGGAGCAGAGCUGCUGCAAGCCGCCCUGAGUCACUGGUGAGUGCUGGGAUGGGAAUUGCACGCUGCUGGGCUGGUUUGGAUCGCAUCCCACUGCCUGCUUGGCACAGGGCUGCUGUUUCCCAGCUCCUCUGAGAAUCCCCAGCUGAUUCACACGGGCACCUCUCCAGCUUGGGCAAAGCUCCUGGAGCAGCCCAUUUCUUCCAGCAGAACAGCUGCAAGCCCUGCAGCAAAGCUCCUGCAAGGCUGGCAGCAGCAGCGAACUCCCUCAUCUUCUGAGGUUUCCGCUCUGCCCUGAGCAGGCAGCCUCCCCUUUCACCUGGGGUGCUCUUUCCUGUGUCCUGAGGUGCCCUCAGCUGUGCAGUACUGUCCUGGGCAAGGCUGAGGUGGAGGAGGUGCUUUCAUGGAGAUGCCAAGCAUCUCCAUUUUUAGGAGUGGGAUCUGGGUUGGGUCCAUUAUGAAGGUGUUUAAAUAGAUACAGGCUCUCAUUUCAGCAAGAGAGUUGGAAGGAGUUGUACCACAGCAGAGUGGCUCCUUGCAGAAAGAAAGGGGAGUGAUUUUGGUUGAUUUAAUGAGCAGUGAGAGCUCUGGAGGAGUUUCUUGAUGUGAUUUUGGGCUGCUGACUGUUUCUUUUUAAUGUGUUCCAUAACUUUUUAGCCUAAAACAUGUCACUCCAGCUGGAGUUUCUGGAGUUAAGGAAGAUCCCUAAAGGCAAAAUGGGUAAAACAUAUAAUUUUUGUUGUUGUUGUUGUUGUUGUUGGGGUUUUUUCAGUAUGUUUUUACACAGUGUGGCAUUAGCUUGCUAAACCAUACCAUCAGAUGAGGUAAGUGCUGGAGCAUAAUAGGACUGGGGAAAUUGUAUGCCAAGUAAACAGGAGAGAGAGCAGCAAUAAGAGAGAGGAAGGAAACUUGUUUCAGGGUUCUCACUGACCCACAGCAGAGUGAGUUCUUAGGCAGCUUAUCCUGUGGGUGGUCCAUGCUCUGGAAGUUAAUGGUGACAGCUCUCCAUCUGCCUUAGAAGCAGCAGGAACACUUUGCUGCUGGCAUCGGCUACUGAGGCAGCCCAGACAGCAGACUGGUGAUCCCUCAGGCUGCAUUUUGUCAUCUAUGGUUGACAUGAGGAAAAGAGAAUUGCUCCUUAUUAGGUGUCAGGGAACCAGGAGAUGCAUUUUCAGAGGAGGAAAGAUCAACUGUUUAAAAAUGAAAGAAGCAAAUGGACAACCCUGUCUGGUUUGAAGCAGGAGGCUGUUCAUUUGGAGGGACCAAAUAGGGUAAUUUGCAAACUUCUGUUGGAAUAAUAAGUCUUUAAUGGCUGGAAUAUGAUUACAGUUCAUAUUCCUGAGGGCUACCCACGUUAGAUGAUCAGUUGUGCUGGAGGAUGUCAGACAUUCAGCCUGGUGAAAGGCAGGAAGGGUGUCACAAGCUGGGGAGGUGAAUACUGUGUACAGCCACUAACGAGGGUGCUGAGUUACAGGAGCACUUAAAUGUUGGCUGUGGAAUACAUGUUAAUUGGUUAAGUGCUUUGGUGUGUUUUUGAAUCAGGCACAUUAUCUGUCUGCAGGAUUUCCUCGCCCAGUAUGGAUUGUUAAAGUAGAAAGGAAAAUGGAUGUUGCUUUCUGAAGCCCAAGGUGCUCUGUGGCAGCUCACUAAUUGCUGCUUUUUGGGCCAGGAGGCCACUGCAGCAGGGAGGAAGGGCAGAGUGUCAGCACUGGGCACACUGUUUCAUGCCAGACACAAGGUUGUUACUGUUGAUGUGCUGACCCUGCUUCCUUCCAAAAGCAGCAAAUGCCCUCAGUGACCUUACAGGAGAUGAGUGAGAGCUCUCAGACAGGUGCUGAUGCCAGUAAGAGUGACUCCAGUGACUGACAGGGCGGGUGGUGCACACAGAGAAGAAAUAGCAUCCCACAGCACAGCUGUAAAACUGAGCACUUCUCUCAUGAAAUCAGGAUCUGGCAGCUCAGGUGUGUUGUGCUUUUGUACAGUUCUGUAAGGAAAACGUCUUGAGUGCAAAGCUGCUAGAAAUGCCAACCAGAAUGGCUCUAGGGCUUGAGCUACUUGCAAAAAAAUAAAAACUGCAAGGUUGAGGGACUGGUGGCAAAUCUUGAGGUUUGUGACUUAAGACUUGGAACAAAUGUUGAUGGUUUUUCCUAUUGGAAGAUUAGCGUUGUAUUCCUGUGCUGUGCAUGAGUUAUGGUAGGUUGAAAGAAAAACUUAUGUCACACUUCUGAUUGCAACCCUUCUUUCCUAUCUUUUCUUCUCACCACUUCUUUCAGACAGAAUUAAUAUAGCCAAAAACUUGUACAUAAUUCAGUAAAAUAAGAGUUUACUGCUAGAAAUGAAUGAUCAAUGGGAAAAAGAAAGAUGUCAAGUUAAGAGGCUUCAACUCCUGUAACACCUAAACUGAAGCUGGCACCACGUUUCCCUCUGAAACCUGUCUCCCCCGUGCAGAUGAGAGCCCUCCUGCCAGCAGCAGCCUGCUGCCAGCGGUAGCCCAGGCAGAGUGGCUGCCAGGGAGUGUUUGAAGAGCUUUUCCCUGCGUCUGCUUCGCUUCCCAGUGCAGCUCCCAUGGCCUGUGACGAACCCGCUGCUCUCUCAGGCAUCUUCACACGCCAGAACUCCUCCAACACCAGCUCCCUGGACUUCGAGCCCGACACCAACUACAAGUUUGUGGAAAGCCUGGAGGAGAGGUACAAGUGUGCCUACUGCCACCUGGUCCUGCGCAACCCCCACCAGACGGGAUGCGGGCACCGCUUCUGCCAGCAGUGCAUCCUCGCUCUGAGAGAGUUAAAUGCAGUACCCACCUGUCCUGUCGACAAAGAAACAAUAAAAAUGCAUGAGGUAUUCAAAGACAACUGCUGUAAAAGAGAAGUACUCAACUUGCAUGUGUUCUGCAAAAACUUUCCUGAUUGCAAUUCAAAAGUAAUUCUGGGGCGAUAUCAGGAGCAUCUGCAGCAGUGUUUGUUUGAAAGCAUGCAGUGCACUAAUGAUGGAUGUCGGGAUCGAAUUCUUCGCAAGGACCUGAAGGAGCACUUGAGCCAGCACUGUAAAUUCCGAGAAGAGAGGUGCCAGUACUGUAAUACAUAUGUGGUGUUAAUUAACAUAAAGAAUCAUGAGAAAAAUGACUGUCCUGAUUAUCCUGUGCCUUGUCUCCAAAACUGUUCACAAAUAAUUCUGAAAAAAGAGAUUGAAAAGCACCAUGCUGUGUGUCCCGAGGCAGAAGUGGACUGUCCAUAUAAGCAGUACGGCUGUCAUAUAAAGGUUAAAAGAGGGAAACUUGCUGAACAUGAAAACAGCGCCCUGAGGGAACACAUGCUGCAGAUUUUAGACAAGAACUCCCGGUUGGAAGAGAGGAUAUCUGACUUGUAUAAGAGCCUGGAAUGUAAAGAGAUUAAAAUCCAGCAGCUAGCAGAUGCCAUUAAGAAGUGUGAGAAAGAAUUCAGACAGUAUACACAACUGUUCGGUAACAACAGCAACUUGAUGGUAAGCACUCAGGCUCUGGCCAGUCACCUGGAUAAGUCUGCACGCCUGGAAUCACAAGUGAAACAGCUAAUACAGAUGGCAAACCAGCAGCAAAGUAAAUUAGACCUGCAGCCCCUGUUUGACACAAUUGAAACCAUGAAACAGAAGAUUGCCCAGAUGGAGACGUACGACCAGCGCUUGGUUGUUUUGGAAGAUCAGUCCAGCAAACAUGAUCUCCAGAUUAAUAUACACAAAGCACAGCUCAAUAAAAACGAAGAACGAUUUAAGCUUUUGGAAGGCACGUGCUACAAUGGGAAAUUAAUCUGGAAAAUCACGGACUACAAGAAGAAGAAAAGAGAGGCAGUGGAAGGCCGUGUGCUGUCCAUAGCCAGCCAGCCCUUCUACACCAGCCGCUGUGGGUACAGGUUGUGUGCCAGGGCCUACCUGAACGGGGACGGCUCGGGAAAGGGAACGCACAUCUCCCUCUACUUCGUGGUCAUGAGGGGCGAGUUUGACUCGCUGCUGCUGUGGCCUUUCAAGCAGAAGGUUACACUUAUGCUUUUGGACCAAAGUGGGAAAAAAAAUCACAUUGUGGAAGUCUUUAGAGCUGACCCCAACAGCAGCAGUUUCAAAAGGCCGGAUGGAGAAAUGAAUAUCGCCUCCGGCUGUCCACGCUUCGUGCCGCACACCGUCCUGGAGAACACAAAGAACACCUACAUCAGAGAUGAUACACUCUUUUUGAAAGUGGUCGUGGAUCUCACUGAUCUGGAGGAAUUGUGAAAAGCGUGCCCUGUCAAUGUGAUUGCUGUAAGCAUGAAGAACAGCUUUUGUGGUGAGCACCAGCCAUACAAUAGCAAAUUGCCACCAGUUAAGCUACUGAAAAUGUUUCAUGACUUUGGACUACAGGACAAAUAAUGAAUUGCCAAAGCAUCAGCCUUUCCUUUUCUACCCUUUUUUCCAAGACUGCAUUUUUAAGGCAGCUAGAAGCCCAGGUUGGUGCAAACAUGCAUUCAAUCCAGAUUGGUUCAGUCCAGGCUGGGGGGAAUGCUUGGCUCCCAUCACCACACUGGUAUUUGGAGAUUAACCUCCUCCAGUAAAUUCCCAGGAGCCCAGGCAGGCCUGUGGGCUCCUCUCCCUCACACAGAAGUGAAGCCAUGCCCAAACAUACAAGUGCAUUUCAUUUGUCUGCAAUGGAAACAUUUCAACAUUAGCAUAUUUGAAUCAAUGUGUCUUGAUCCCCCCAUCUCCUAGAUUUUUAAAGCAGGAAGAAUGGCUUCAGUUAGGCAGCGAAAACAUUUGCCAAGUAUCUUGCAUCUUUUUUAUUUGUUUUAAUUGUGUUUUUCCAGAAAGCCCAGAGGAAGGAGCCAAUGCCUCUUACUUUUUUAGCCUGUUUUUUCAGCUGUACAGAGUACCCCAGGUCACAACAGCUUUCUUGUGUACUUUCCACUCCUGCCUAGUGCCUUGGGACUGGUUUCCAUUGGUGGUAAACAUCCACAGUCCCCAUCUGAAGCCAAAAGCUGUAGGUGCUUCUCACCUCUCAGGACAUGGCCAGAGGCAGGAUACUCAGCCAGCCUGCCAGCUCCUGGCUGCACUGCUGGAAGAGGGGCAAAAUUCCUGUUCUUUUGCAUCCCCAUCUGUGCAAAAGAGAUGUUUUCUGGCCUUACCAGCUCUACAAAAGGCAGGAAGAGCUUGGGGAAUAGCUCACUUAUAUAACAUGCACUUUUCGUCUCUCCUAGAAGUUUGGGGAAGAAGGGGGAAAAUAGAUUAGGGAGUGAGGUUGCUGUAAGAACCUAAUUUUGACAAUCAGUGCACCUUUAGUGUUUGUUAAAGGAUGACACAGCUACUGACUGGAGAUCUUAAUUUUUAUUUCAAGUUCCUUCCAUAUUGCAAAGGAAUGUGUGCGUUGUACAGGGUUUAUUGGAGACACACUAAAACCACCAAGGUCAGGCACUGAGGAACAAAUGACACAGAACACAUGUGCCUUUUUAAAGCCCUUUUGGGUGCCUGUAAGAGGGAUGUAAUUUUGCAUGCUCAGUGAUUUUGUUAUUACAAGUGGGAGAAUAUUGCAUCUCUCAUCUCUUACAGGUCAGGUAGGGAAACACCACAGCAUUAUCCAUUGCUCCACAGCUUUUCAAGAGACAGCAAGAAACUAAGCUGGUUUUAGAGUAAGAGUAAACCAGGCAGGAUAAAAUCAAAACAGGGCACAGACUGAAAGACAUAAGAUAGAAAAUUCAGGAGGGCAAAUGUGGUAAAAUGAAAAAUGUUCUUCCUGUGAGGGAUGUUGAUAACAAUCUAAAUAAUUCAAGGAUUAAUACCAAGAUGAAGGCAAAAUACUUUAUUUUGUAUCUGCAAUCUUAUUGCUAGACAUUCACUUUCCCAGAUGGUUUUCAGACAAUAAUUCAGACACAUUUCUAACUCAGGGGUGGAGGGGAAGAGACCUUAGUAAUCUGUACCUCAUGGUGGGUUAGCACAUGCAAAAUCUUUGUUUUGAUCUAGAAGUCCUUUUUGUUUUAUAAUGUCAAGAUGUACUGAGCCACCACAGGGGCUUUCCAUGUUCCCGGGACAGAUUGUGAGGAACAAAUUUUUUUCUUGUGUACCACCACCAUUGACCACAAGAGUCAUUUCAGCUGUAAAACAGAAUGAAUUAGGCAUAACACUUGGUUACAGAAAGAGCAGGUUUGUUUUGACAGUGGAUGGUGUGCCAUUCUGUGACACCAACCCUGAGCCUGGAUUUCAUGUCGUUUAUUACUUUAAUAUUUGUCAUGUAACCCUCAAAGUGACACAGCUUCCAUAAUAACCACUAAUAACUGAUGGGAAUGUACUCUCCGUGUGUUCUGGGGCUCUCCAGUACACAGAGUGCUAAAUACAGAAAGUGAUAAAGAACUCAGACAAGCAGGGGAGGCAAGAUAAAAAGGAUGUGUCUGGUCUGUAUCCUGGCAAAUUCCCAGCCCUCCACCACCCCAAAUGUAAAAUGGGGAUAAUAAUACUUGCAGAAGUGUUAGGGCUAUUUAAAUGUUUGUGAAGAAGUUUGAGCAUGAGAAGAGCUAAGUAUUAUUAAAACUCCAUUUCUAAUUGUUAGAAUAGGUGAUGGCAUAGUGAUGUGGAUAAGUGUUUAGUGUUUUCCUAGACAGAUUUUGGAAGCAUGUUUGGUUUUAGGCAGUUCCUACUGCAAUCUCUCCUCUACCUACUGGUUGGGUUUAGGUUUUUGCCAUGAAUAUUCCUUUUAAAAUUCUGAAGCACAAAUUCAUCCUGGGUGAUGGAAACAUCCCUUUUGAAAUACUGCCUAUUUUAUAAAGAAUUAGUUGAGAAAAUUAAUUUUUUUAAGACAACCUUCUUUGAAUUUGUUCUUUUUAGUACACAAAUUAAGAGACUUAUGUUAAAAUUUUCAGUGAUUUUUUUACUGCUUGUAAACAGGGUUUUAAACUUCAUCCCAUUCCUAAUAAAGAAAAAAUGUUGAGUGGCAUGAACUGUCAGGAAGAAUUUUGAUGUUGCAUGAAGAAUACCAAAAAAAUUUUCAAUAAUAUUGUACUGGGUAAGUAACCAAAAGAGCAUAGGGUAUUUCUACAUCAGUGCGCCGUAUGUUUCUAAUGUAUUUAUUGAUAGUUUGUAGUUGUUUGAAUAUCUCUUACUACAACAGAGGCAUUUUUCCAGCCGAAUGUCUUUACUGUGUACAUAAACUAAUGUAAGAAUAAAUAAUUUUAUCAUCCUCUGGA
Molecule: messenger RNA, 13307 nt
Organism: Passer montanus (Eurasian tree sparrow)
Lineage: Eukaryota; Metazoa; Chordata; Aves; Passeriformes; Passeridae
Gene: TRAF5
Product: TNF receptor associated factor 5
Exons: 12
Coding region: 8701-10374 (557 amino acids)
Biological process (GO): positive regulation of JNK cascade; regulation of apoptotic process; positive regulation of canonical NF-kappaB signal transduction
Cellular component (GO): plasma membrane signaling receptor complex
Molecular function (GO): tumor necrosis factor receptor binding; zinc ion binding; thioesterase binding
Source: RefSeq, a predicted model, not a curated record